Cyprinodon tularosa is the source of this 1743-nucleotide messenger RNA. RefSeq names its product zinc finger protein 501. The coding region runs from base 225 to 1247 and encodes 340 amino acids. The transcript is spliced from 2 exons. The record is from RefSeq and is a predicted model, not a curated record. Lineage: Eukaryota; Metazoa; Chordata; Actinopteri; Cyprinodontiformes; Cyprinodontidae.
UAGAUGAUGCUGCAGCCCAGUUUCUGCACCGGGGCCGCCUCUUUUAAGCAAAUGAAAACGACCAAACACCCGCUGAAAUAUGUUUAUUAACUCCAGGUUUUCUUUUCUUUUGCUGGUGACAUUUUAACUGCAGCUCAGAGGACAAACACUUCAAACAAUAAGCUUCCCAUGUAUUAGGAGGGGGAAAUGGACACGGUUAUAAUCUCCUCCUUGUAAAUAUCAGCAUGUUGGAUAAAACCGAUGGCCAGCAGGAGUCCUCCAGGCUCUGUUCAGACUGUGGAUGCAGUUACAGCCCACCACAGCUGGACUCCCAGGCGGAAUCCAUCUCAGCUAAACAGAAGCAGAUAGAAAACACAAAUGCUUCAUCCAAAUGUCCAUCCUGUGAAGCUGGAAGCAGCAGUGGCCCCCCUAACGGCCGGCGGGCCCAGCGACACAUUCGACUGGACCCUCACAGCUGCAGCAUAUGCAAAAAAACCUUCAUCUCAUCCGCCCACCUCAGCCUUCAUCUCACCUCCCACAACAAGGAAAGGAAGUUCAGAUGCAACACUUGUGGAAAGCUUUUCCAUCAGUCGUCUCACUUGAUGGCUCACAAGGUAAUCCACAGUGGUGAAAAACCAUUCAAAUGCCCUGAGUGUGGGAAGAACUUUGGCCGUGCGUCACACCUGAAGACCCACCGUCGGCUACACACAGGGGAGAAGCCUUUUAAGUGCACGUUCUGCAGCAAGGCUUUCACCCAGAAGGCUGGGCUCCUGGCACACAUUCGCCUCCACGCUGAGGACAGGCCCUUCAAGUGUGGCGGGGGCUUUCGCUCUAUGACAAACCUGAUCUCCCACAAGACCCAGGAGACCUCCAGAGAUGCCAGACCCACAUCUACCUCUGCGUCUCUAGGUAAUCAGCCUACGGAAAUGCCAAGCAACAUGGUGGAUCUGAAGUGUGGCGUCUGCUGCCGCACGUUUGUCCGCUCAUCAUACAUCCGGCUUCACAUACGGCUAAAAAAAGGCCAGCGGCCGUAUCACUGCAAAGUGUGCAACAAGACCUUCGUCAAGCUGGAAACGUUUGUGAAUCACUGUGACAACCACUUGAGGCAGAAAAGGGAAAAAAUGGGGGUAAAAUAUGAGGUGGUCAAGCCUCCACUGUUUGUUCCGCUCUCCAGGCCCCCUUCUCCAGAGAGCUUACCUACUCAGGAGUUAUCCCCGGAGAUGAACACACACUCCAAAAUAAAAACAGAAACUGAGAGUAAUGUUUAACACUGAGAUGCAUCAGGAAGGGAUACAGCUCAGAGAUGUCAGUUGAUGGCAUUUCACAAAAAAUGUUUACAGAUAAAGAGGAGAAAACAAAAAAGUGAGUGGGAUAGUAACACCUAAAUAAAAAUUUACCUGAUGAGCAGUAUUUUAUUUUAGAAAAUGUGCUUUUAAGCUGUUUUUGUCAGUUUUGUUUUUUUUGUUGUGGGAAUGAUGAUUAACAUGACAGAAAUCUUGCAGAUGUUGAAGUGAACAUGUUAUUAGAAGAGCAACGUUGUCAGUGAAUUAAAGUGAAAUACAAACGUUCCUGAAGCGUAUCUGACCCACUUUCAUCUUCUUUUCUGUUAGGUUUAUUGAUCUGCAACCUCAUAUGUGUAGAGCUUUAGAAACCAUUUGGAAACAGCAUAGGUCGAUAAGGCCUCUUAUGGUACGAUAACCGUGGGUAGAAAUACUCUUAAAAAAAAAAAAAGGUUUUAGUUUCCUAUUCCUAUUUUUGCUGAAA